UCCGCAAACAUGGCGGAGGUCGUACUCCGUUUGGGCAGAAGCACUUUCAACGUUUCGCCGAAAAUUUGCGCUAAUUCCUCACUCAAAGCUCCAGGGAAGCACAGAAGAAGCACACUGCAUUCAUCGACGUUAUCCAACGGAGUUUUAUUCGUUGAUUUGAACUUUGACCGAGUGUAUGGAGACGUAUCAGUUGAGCUUUCACACGAUGAUAAAAGUGGAAGUCACGGACCCGGUUGUGGACGGCGCGGUCACGGCGACUCUUUGGCGAUUUUCGCCCCCCAAAGCAGUGCUCGUCCGGACUCCUGGUGGGGCCAUUUAACAUUCACCAGGACUUACGGAAAUGACGCCCGAGAGGAGCCUCUUCACAGAAGCAAAACGGGCUACUAUGACAUCCUCGGCGUGUCUCCCACGGCCACCCAUGCUCAGAUCAAAACCGCCUACUACAAGCAGUGCUUCCUCUACCACCCGGACAGAAACGCCGGCAACGACGAGGCCACCGUUCGCUUCUCGGAUAUCAGCGAGGCCUACUCGGUGUUGGGCCACAAGGGCUUGCGGAAGAAGUACGACCGCGGCCUCUUGAGCCAGCUCGACCUGACCACCAAGGCCCGCGCCGAACCCACCGCUUCCAAGUCCGCCGGAGGGAGCUCGUCGACGGCGGCGGCGGUGGACCGCCGAGGGACCAUGUUCGACUUCGACAAGUUCCUUCGCUCGCACUACGGCGAGCAACUCCAGAGGGACAGAGACAUUCGGCAACGGAAGGAGGAGAUGCUGAGGAAACGCAAGGAGUCGCUGGGCGAGAGGAACAAGGAGAGGGCCAUGGAGGUGGGCGUCCUCAUGAUGCUCGUCGCCGCCGUUGCCCUGGUGGCCACCUUGAGAGGAGCAUCCAGCUAAUGCGGGAAAAGUGCACAUUUUCACGGCUACUCCAGGAUUUUUGAUCAAGUGCAGUUCUUAAAAUCUUUGCCUCAUUACUGCCACCAAGGUAAUGUUGCGUGUGUAGUCACUGACAAAUCCAGCUUUUGUUUUGGGGUUUUAAAUGAGUAUUCGUUCACAGAUGUUCCUACAUUAAAAAUAAUCAAAAUGAAAUGAUCAGAAUUGGGGGAAAUUUUAUUUUAGGGCAAAAUGUAAAUACAUUUUUUAAAACAAAUGCUGUGUAGUUUCAGAAGCUGCAUAGCAUUAAACAGAGUUUAAAGUGGCACUAACCAGGCCCCAAAAAAAUGGCAGGUAAAUUCAACACACCUCAGAGAAGAGUAAUGUUAACAAGUUUACCAAAUUUGAAUGAAUAAAAAAAAAACGGAUGUGUUUAUGCCUUGGUGGAGGUCUUUUUGUUUUUUUAUCAACCUAAAUUAGAAGAAUGGCUGAUGCCUGUGUCACUGUUCACUUAUCUGCUUCAGUAGAAAGAACCUCACUGUACCACAAUUAAGCUCAUUUGACUUAUAAUAAGUCAUAUCACACUCAUAUUUAUUUAAACUUACUAUUUAUAAAUACUGUGGUGAUCAGUUUUGGUGACAAGUGCAAAGUUCUGGACAAAUGUGCCUUAAAUUGGGUGAGGCUUUAUUGUCCCGAUAUUGAAGUAAUAAAAGAGUUGUGCCUGGAAAA
Phycodurus eques (leafy seadragon) is the source of this 1596-nucleotide messenger RNA. RefSeq lists its product as uncharacterized. Lineage: Eukaryota; Metazoa; Chordata; Actinopteri; Syngnathiformes; Syngnathidae. The transcript has a single exon. The record is from RefSeq and is a predicted model, not a curated record. Bases 10 to 891 code for a protein of 293 amino acids.